CCCUCCUGGGAUCCCGCGGCCUCCCGCCCACGGCUUUUCCCAGCCCUGCCCCUCGCCCUCGGCUGCAGCCGGAGCCCAGCCGUUCCCAGGAUCCCUGAGCCUCCGUCCCCAGACAGACCAGACUCCUAGCUCCAGCGACUCUUUUGCUCUCUUCACUCUUCUUUGUCUUUGCCUUCCCAUCUUUUUCUCUAUGUUCUCUCUCCUUGUCCCCCUCUUUCUAUCAUUUUGCGUCUGUCUGCCCCAUGAGUUGCUACUCCCUGGGGCCCCUCCUUGGAUUUAGACCACACUCCUGAUUCUCAGCCCCCAAACUGUGAGUGUGGGCAAUUGGAGGCCUAUGACGUCUUGGUAUCAAAGAAGGGGGUCUUUCUGCAGAAGCCGCUGAGCCACGCAGCCAUGCCAGAGGGAGCCCGUGGACUGAGCCUGUCCAAACCCAGCCCUCGCCUUAGCCCCCGCCACAGAGGUGAAGUGUGUGACUGUGCAACAGUGUGUGAGACUCAGACAGCAGCCUCCGCAACUCCCGCCAUGGCCUCCCUUCGAGGUUCUGGGAGCUCCACAUCCUUGAGCACAGUGGGCUCUGAGGGGGACCUGGCCCCAGGGCCCACCCCUGCCUGUUUAGCCUCCAGACCGGAGCCCCUUCCAGGGCCCCCCAUCCGUCUGCAUCUGUCGCCUGUGGGGAUCCCUGGUUUGGUGAAACCCUCAAGGCUGGAGCGUGUGGCCCGUGAGAUCGUGGAGACGGAGCGGGCCUAUGUCCGGGACCUCCGCAGCAUCGUGGAGGACUACCUGGGCCCCCUGCUGGAUGGCGGGGUCCUGGGGCUGAGCACGGAGCAGGUGGGCACGCUGUUUGCAAACAUCGAGGACAUCUACGAUCCCCACAGCCAGCUCCUGGAGGACCUGGAGGGCAGCAGCAGUGCAGUGGGCAUUGCAGAGUGCUUCGUGCAGAGGAGUGAAGAUUUUGACAUCUACACGUUGUACUGCAUGAACUACCCAAGCUCUCUAGCCCUGCUCCGGGAGCUGUCGCUGUCUCCACCCGCAGCCCUGUGGCUGCAGGAGCGCCAGGCCCAGCUCCACCACUCACUGCCCCUGCAGAGCUUCCUCCUGAAACCUGUUCAGCGCAUCCUCAAGUACCACCUGUUGCUGCAGGAGCUGGGCAAGCACUGGGUUGAGGGCCCGGGCACCGGGGGCCGCGAGAUGGUAGAGGAGGCUAUCGUGUCCAUGACAGCCGUUGCCUGGUACAUUAACGACAUGAAGCGCAAGCAGGAGCACGCUGCGCGCCUCCAGGAAGUGCAGCGGCAGCUGGGCGGCUGGACCGGCCCGGAGCUCAGUGCCUUCGGGGAGCUGGUGCUGGAAGGCUCAUUCCGAGGUGGCGGAGGGAGUGGCCCCCGACUUCGAGGGGGUGAGCGGCUGCUCUUUCUAUUCUCACGGAUGCUGCUCGUGGCCAAACGCCGGGGGCCAGAAUACACCUACAAGGGUCACAUCUUUUGCUGCAACCUGAGUGUGAGCGAGAGUCCUCGUGACCCUCUAGGGUUCAAGGUGGCCGAUUUGACCAUUCCCAAGCACAGGCACCUGCUUCAGGCCAAGAACCAAGAAGAGAAGAGACUGUGGAUUCACUGUCUCCAGCGUCUCUUCUUUGAGAACCACCCUGCCUCUAUCCCAGCCAAGGCAAAACAAGUUCUUCUUGAAAACAGCCUGCACUGUGCUCCUAAAAGUAAGCCUGUCCCAGAGCCUGUGAUCCCCCUACUUGGGUCUCCCCGACCUCCAGAUGCCAGAAGUUUCACCCCGGGACGAAGGAACACAGCUCCGUCUCCAGGCCCCUCCACUGCCCGCCAUGGCCGUAGACAGUCUGAGCCAGUGAAGGACCCUUAUGUCAUGUUUCCACAGAAUGCUAAGCCUAGACUCAAGCAUGCUGGCAGUGAGGGGGAGCUCUACCCCCCUUUAGAGCCUCAGCCAUCGGGUCCAGCUUCUGGACCUGCUGAGGACUUGGAAGACACUGGACCCCCCACGCUGGACCCCUCUGGGACCUCAAUCACUGAAGAAAUCCUGGAACUGCUGAGCUGGGCAUCCCGUCACAGUGUCCUUGGGUGCCCGCUACAGCCGCCUCCCCACGACAUUCCCGAGUUCCCUGGAGACUCCCAAGUGCCACGUGAUGGUGAAAGCCUCACAUUCCCAGCCCUGCCCAGCCGGGACUCUUCCGAAGAGGAGGACGAAGAGCUGGAGCUGGACGAACGGAGCCCUUCCCCACUCCAUGUCCUGGAGGGACUCGAAGGCUCCGGUGCAGCCGAAGUUCCCGACAUUCCUGGCCUUACCAAAAAUCCUGCCGUGUCCACCCUCCCUGAGAUGUCUAGCCUCUCUGAAAUUCCUCCAAUGCCCUGCCUUCCCAGUCUCUCUGACAUUUCCAGUGUUUUUGAAAUGCCCUGCCUUCCAGUCAUACCUAGUGUCCCCGACAUUCCUGGUCUUUCCAGCCCUCCCACCCUUCCCUGUGACUCUUGGCUGCAUGGCCCGCUACAGGAGCCAGAUGAGGCUCUCGCCACCAGGAGAGAACUGUUCUCUGGAGCCCGUGCUGGGAAACUGGGAGAGCCCUCCUCAGACGGCAGGGCAGGGCAGGCAAGGGAGGAGGAGGAUGGGGUAUCGUUUCCAGAUUUCCAGCCCCAGGAUGGUGCCCAAGAUCAGGAUGAGCUGGGAUUCCGCUCUUGCUCCGAAAUCCGGAGUGCCUGGCAGGCUCUGGAGCAGGGGCAUUUGGCCCGGCCAGGUUUCCCAGAACCGCUGCUGAUUCUGGAAGAUUCAGAUCUGCGAGGAGGGAGUGGGAGCGGAAAGGCUGGAGCCCCCAGUACAGAGCGGGCCGCAUCCCGAGUGCGAGAGUUGGCCCGGCUGUACAGUGAGCGGAUCCAGCAGAUGCAGCGGGCUGAGACGCGGGCAUCGGCCAAUGCCCCCCGCCGCAGGCCACGGGCUCUGGCCCAACUCCACCUGUCCCCCUGCCUGCCCCACGAGCAGGCCGAGCCAGGGCCCCUGCCUGCAUUUGGACACGUGUUGGUGUGUGAAUUGGCCUUCCCGCUGACUUUGGCCCAGGAAUCUGUCCCCCUGGGCCCUGCUGCCCAGGUUCAAGCUGCUGCACCCCUGUCUAAGCAGGGAGGCUGCCUGGGUGGCCAGGGCCUAGAUGUUUCCAGUUUGCCUGAGCAAGACCAUAGGGGCAUCCGGACUCCAGAUGCUACCACUUUGCCUGAGCAAGGCCUCUGGAACAUCCAGAUUCCAGCCACCACACCUUUUCCCAAGCAGGAAGGCCCAGAUGUCCAGGUCCCAGCCAUUACAUCUCCACCUGAUCAAGAAGGCCACCCAGAAAUGCAAAUUUCAAUGGCCACUCCUUUGCCUGCACAUAGAGGCCACAGGGAUAUUCAGCUCCCGGCUACCACCUUUUUCCCUCAGCAAGAAUGUCAGAUGGACAUCCAAGUUCCAACCACCCCAGCUUUGCUGAAGCAGGGAAGUUGUUCUCGUGUCACAGGUUUAGCCACCUCUCCUAUGCCCGAGCAAGAAGACCACCGCGACUGUCCAGCCAGCACCCUAUUAACUAAGCAGGGAGGUUUCAGGGAUGUUCGGUCCCCAGCCACUGUCUGCAGCCAAGCCAUGGACCCUUUGCGUCUGCAUGGAAGCAGCCUGGACCAUCGGAUCCCAGCCAACACCCCACUGCCCUUGGAACCUGACCUCCCAGACAUUCAGGUUCUGGAUACCUCGCCUUUGCCUGUAUAUGGAAGCCACCUAGACCAUCAGAUCCCAGCCAAUGCUCCAUUGUCUUUGCCCCAGGAUCUCCCAGACAUUCAGGCUCCAGUUGCCAUAGCUGUGCCCCAACCACAAGGCCUCAAGGACACACGGGUCCAAGCACUCGCACCUUUGCCCAAGCAGGGAGACCUGCCAGACAUCCAGGCUGCCACUGCUGUACCUUUGCUCCAGGAGCAAAGCCUCACAGACCUUCAGGUCCCCAAACCUACACCUCUGUUGGAGCAGAAGAGCCUCACAGACAUCCAUUUUACGGCUGCCACUCCUCUGCCUGAGCAAGGAAGCUCAUGGGACAUUCAGGGCCUGUCACCCACCCCAGUUCAGACCACUGUGGCUUUGUUGAAACCAGAAGGCCACCCUGUCUCUCCCAUUGCCAGGUCAGAGUCUUCAGACUUGACUCCACCCCACAGUCCCUCACCCCCAACCCGUCAGCUCCUGGGUCCCAACGCAGCUGCUCUCUCAAGAUACCUGGCAGCCUCAUACAUCAGCCAGAGCCUAGCUCGGAGGCAGGGGCCUGGGGGAGAGGCCCCCCAAGCUUUCCGGGGUUCCUGGUCCUCUUCUGCCCCCACGUCACGGGCACCUUCACCGCCGCCCCAACCCCAGCCCCAGCCCCCACCACCUCCAGCCAGGAGGCUCAGCUAUGCCACCACAGUCAACAUCCAUGUCGGGGGUGGCGGGCGGCUACGGCCAGCCAAGGCCCAGGUCAGGUUGAACCACCCUGCUCUAUUAGCUUCCACCCAGGAAUCUGCGGGCUUUCGCAGAGCCCAGGGGGCUCCUGAUGCCCCUUUCCACAUGUGAGCCAGGAUAUCAGACUUCUUAAAAAGCAAGGACUUCAACCAAAUGCCACAGACUCUCAGAACUUCACCCAGAAGUCCAGACACUGAAGACAAGUCUAAAAUUGCUGCAGCUUUCCAACUUCUAGGUCUGCUUUGGCAAGUGGUCCUUAUUACUUACCUUGAUUAACUCAGCAGGGAUGGGGAUGGGGAUUUCAUUAAUAUUUUGUUAAUUAAUA
Molecule: messenger RNA, 4777 nt
Organism: Myotis davidii
Lineage: Eukaryota; Metazoa; Chordata; Mammalia; Chiroptera; Vespertilionidae
Gene: PLEKHG2
Product: pleckstrin homology and RhoGEF domain containing G2
Exons: 18
Coding region: 394-4563 (1389 amino acids)
Molecular function (GO): guanyl-nucleotide exchange factor activity
Source: RefSeq, a predicted model, not a curated record